AUGGACAUACUGCGUGAAUUAAACGAUGAAGAAUUACAAUAUAUCAUGGAAAACCUUGAGAGUAAACUUCCUGACACUCUUAUGGAGUUAAAUUAUAUUUUAACAGUGAAGAGGAACAAAGAUUUAGUAAAGAAUAUUGAACACGUAUCAGAAAGUUUUCUGCCAACAUUUUACACUCAUCGAAAGGGGAAAAAAGAAAAUUGUACAUUUUUUGCAAUAACAGGUGCGAAUGAUCACAGAGUUUGGAUUUUCUCUUAUGAAGAAAGUUUAAGAGAAGUGAAAGAAUGCUUGGAACAAACUUCACUCAUUCGAUGGAAGGAUAAAAUUUUUUUUGACGUGGUUAAUAAAAAAAUAGCUUCACGAAUAAUUGAACACAUUAAUCAAAACAAAUUCAAUUUAAAACUGUCUGUCGAAGGCUCCUUCUACUAUUUGGAAAAGGAAAAAGUUAAUCAAUUCGAUCUCAAUAUUCCUGAUGGAACUUACUUAAAGAAAUUAACUGAAAAUGAUGCAAAAUAUUGUGCAAGCACGUGGGAAUGGAGCAGUGACACUACGGAGAACUUUGUCAAAACAAUAAUUCUGCUUGAUUGUGCUUAUGGUAUUUGUGACAAAUCAACUGAUGAAAUCUUAUCAUUUGGCAUUAUCAAUCAUUUCUCAGCUAUUUCAAUGCUUUAUACUGUGGAACAUGCAAGAGGAAAACACUACGGAGAACUCAUUGCAAAAUAUUUGGCAGUGAAAAUUGUUGAAAACUUCGAUUUAGCACCAAAUUGUUGCAUAACAGGAUCAAACAUCGCAUCGGAAAAACUAUUUGAUAAAUUAGGAUAUGUCCACAUCUGUGACGUAUCACGAAUCAUUGUUUAA
Molecule: messenger RNA, 858 nt
Organism: Clunio marinus
Lineage: Eukaryota; Metazoa; Arthropoda; Insecta; Diptera; Chironomidae
Source: the annotation of a GenBank genome assembly